ACAAACUCCCCUCCCCCCCAAUUCCUUGACACCCUAAUCAGGACUAGGCUGCCCCCUUGCGGUCUCUUUGAUAUUAUAGCUUCAGUUAGCCCACAAGUCCCUGAGCCCUAUCCCCUUCUCUUCACUGUGCUCUCAGUACUGCAAGGGGCAGUGAAUAGUAAACUCUGGACCACCCUCCCUCCUUCAAAUCUCCAGAGGACAAAUGAAGAAACUGAAACUGAACAAAGGCAUAAUCUAGGAGAUCACGGACUUUCGCCUUUCCGUUUCUUGUUCUAAGAAACACAGAAUUCAGGGCGCAGGGCCCGAGGAGCCCAGAUAAAAGUCAGGAACAACCGAGUUGGGCUUUGACCUCUGGAGCCCUGGCGGGCUGGCAUCUGAGCUGGUAACGUGCGUGGAGGGUUAUGUAAGGAAAGGACUAGAAGAGCCGCCCCAGCGGGAGCCGGAGAGAGGACGCGGUGUUCUCGGCAGCAGUCCCCACCCUCCUCACCCAGCAGGGCAGGAGGCACCCAGCUUGCAGGAGGAGGGGAGGGUGAAACAGAGACCAGGGAAUCACGAGGGGUGAGCUGCCGAGACGGGGAGAGGAUAUACAGUGGCACACAUCCAUUCUCUCACACACGUUGCUGACGCAACUCGCUGAUGGUUUCCACGUGCUGCACUCGUGAGAUGAGGCUCUAAAAGAGGGGGCAGAGGGGUCGGCUCCAAGGAAGAGCCAGGAGUCCCAAGUCUCGAGGUUCACUCCUCAAAUCGCACAACCAGUCUGCACACGCCAGUUGCACCGCUCCAGGCGCGCCACCACCCUAUUUAAGGCCACAGGCUCCGCCCUUUCCCUCCCCUCCCUUCUUUUCCACUCUUUUUCCAUCCUCCUCCUUUUCUCACCACGGGGUCCUCCUCGCUAGCCGCAUGUAGGGGCGGAGCACGAAAUGCUUACCUUCCAACCAAUCGUCACCUGACUGCCUCUCUAUUGGCCGAGCCCCUGUAUGCUGUAGCAAAUGGAAUGUGAACUUCAGUGACGCGAGUCACGUGCCACCGGCUAGACAACCAAUGAGGAUGCGAGUUGCAGGUCCCCAUCUUUGGGUACUACGGGAGCUGCCCUAUGGAUUCUCCAUCUAGCGUUUCUUCCUAUUCUUCCUACUCUCUUUCUUCCUCUUUUUCCACCUCCCCAGUGAACAAUGACUUUGGCUUUCCCUCCGAUAGUGAGGGGGAAGCCAAGUGGGCCCAUGGCCCCAAGCCAGACACUGUUGGGCAGAGGGGAGGUUCUUGGCCCAGCCCCGGUCCUAUCCGCUGCAGGCAACGACCCAAGGUUUCCAGUAACGGACGUACAGCAUCUCGCUCGGAACAGCGGGGCUUGGUUUCUUCUAUGUCAGGAUCUGGGGUCAAAAGAUCAAGAGACGGUGAACUGGAAAUCUGUCUAAACAUCCAGGGGUGUACCACAGAAGGAGACCUGCUCUUUGCUCAGAAGUGUAAAGAGCUCCAAGGAUUCAUACGCCCUCUCACAGACUUACUGAAUGGGCUGAAGAUGGGUCGAUUUGAGAGAGGAUUGAGCAGUUUCCAGCAGAGCGUGGCAAUGGACAGGAUUCAGCGUAUUGUAGGUGUUUUGCAGAAGCCACAGAUGGGAGAGCGUUAUCUAGGAACCCUGCUACAGGUAGAAGGGAUGUUAAAGACUUGGUUUCCUCAUAUAGCUGCCCACAAGUCAUCGCUGGAUAGUAGUAGGCACCAGCUGACCCAGCAUUCUCCAAACCACCACGGUUACCCAAUUGCGUCUUCUUCUACACCUUUCAUGGAAAAGAUGGACCAGACACAGCUAGGGAAGCUAGUAUCGAAACCAAAGCAGCCUUGGCACCUCACUGAAUGGCCAACUAUGAAUCUCACUUGGAUCCACACCACUCCAAUUUGCAAUCCCCCUCUCAGUUCUCCAGGUACCAUCUCCUUUAGCCAUGGUCCUGUAGGCACUGGAACCAGCAUUGGUGUCAUCCUUUUCCUCCAGCAUGGAGUACAGCCCUUCACCCAGUCAGCUCCAGUCACUCCAGUUCCAUCUGCUGCAGCAUCUCCUGUCAUCCCUGGUGAACCUAAGAAACUAUCUGGAGAGGGGCCUUGUUGCCACAAUUUGCCAGUGACUCUGCCAUCAGACUGGAACUGUACCCUACCCCCUCCUGGCCUACCCACCAUAACUGGAGCGAUGACCAUGGGACACCUGGAGCAGAUGGGAAGGCAGUCGCCAGCUGCUCCUGAUGUCUACCCUCUCAACCCCUAAUCCAGGACUUAGCAUCGUAGUUUCUAAUUUGUGUAAAUAGAUGUCUUCCUGCAUUUUUUUUUUUUACUUUUAAUGUGUGUAUCUGUGUUGAGGGAAGAGAAAUCCUUUCUGAUUAAAGAAAUUUUGUACUAAACAGUUUGCUGAGUGGGGGAAAUUUAAACCUUCUGCCUCCAAUAACAAUAUUUAUCUUCUGAGCUGAACAGAAAAAAGAGGAUGGGAAUGUUUGUGAACAUGCGCUCGCCAGAUUAGAAGUCUGGAUGGGACAAUAUACGUCCUAUGGUAGAAGAAAUUGGACUCUCUGUUGCUAUCUUUUCUAGGGAAGAUCCUUGAGGCAGAGCUGGGUUUGUUCUUUCAUUCAGGCUCAGAGACUAGUACCUUUCCCUUUGUGUCUCUCACUCUUGUAAUCUUCCAGCUGGCCCAGACUAGCAGGUUCUACUGCUCUGGGGUAGCUCUUUGCUUUGUUGCGAGCUGUUGGCGCUUGUGGAUGAGUGCAUAUGUAAUCUACUGCUGCCAGAGGAGAGGUACAAAAGCCAGAACAGCCUUUGUGGUUGCCAGUUUUGAAGAGGAAGGAGUGCCUUAAAUCCGUCAGAAUGGGAAGUCCCCUCAGAUACUGGGCCUCAUCCUUAUUCAAAAAGCUGCAGCUGCUAAGUGGGUGCUACCCAGUGUCAUCAGGAGGCAAAAAUGAAGACUGUGAAUUUACCUAUAUCUACCCUUUUCCAUGUAUUACUACUCUUUCUGACUUGUCUCAGUUUCCACCAAAACCAUGUCCUCUCCUAUCCUAAGCCUUGGCAAUGUAUCAGACUAUUCAGUCAUUUUACUAACUGCUUAUUGGCUACUUAACAUGUUUCUCUUAGCUAGUUUUACAUCUUUCACCUAUUUUUCAAGUCCUUUGUUCUCAGUGAAUUAUUGUCUCCUUUUAUGUCAGACAGCAUGACCUCCUUUCUAAGGCAAACUUCUCCAUUUGUGUUUUGAUUACCUUUCACCUCUGGAACUUUUGCUGAAUCACUUAUCCUCUCUUUAUCUUGUAACAUCAAUUUGUUAUUGAAUUGUUUAUUCUUUCUUUCUCCUACAAGUGUGAUCAGGUCUCUCCUUCUUGAGAAAUCUCUUGAACCUGUUUGCCCUUUCUCAUCUUUUCUCCAUAAUUCUUGACACAGUAGUCUAAUUGUACUCUUUCUCCUUUUUACCACUCAGUCCUUAAACUCUUGCAGCCUAGCUCUACUACACUUUCUUAAGUUACCAGUGAUCUUAUAGAAUCAGAGUAUUAUAAUGUAGCUUCCUCCAUCCAAUCAGUAGCUAGGUCCAGGGGCCUUUACAAAGGCUAUGUACUUCAUACUCUCUUAUCAUUUGAUGCUCUUGGUAAAGCCUACUGAAACCCUCCUCCCUCGGAUCCCAUGACAGCACACUAUCCCAAUUCUUCUCUUACCAAUCUGGCAACAACUUCUAGGUCUCUUAAUAGCCUCACUUCUGCCCACUCCAGAGUGUAGGUGUUGCCCUAGGCUCAGUCCUUGGCUUUUUUCUCUGACUACAUUCUUUCACUUCAAGGUUUCGUGUCUUUCAUGGCUCUAAUUAUUGCCUCAACUUAGAAGAUAGCUGAAGCUUUAUCUCCAGUCCCAGCCUUUCCCCUGAGAUGGCAUACUGAAUGUCUCCAUUUCUGCUGGAUAGUUCCAUUUACAUGUUAUUAACACUUAAAACUUAUCUAAAAUUGCAGCAUUUUAGAGCCAAGAGGGUACCAUUUGUAUUUAAUUCAACCCCUUCAUUUUAUAGAUGAGGAAACUUAGGGAGCUUGUGUAAGACAAUACAAUGUAUUGUACGGAACUCUUGGUUUCCAGCCAGGUGCCUUUUCUGGUGUUCACCAAUCAAAAUAUUAUCCUUCCUUUAGAGAUGUCCUGUUCUGCUUUUUUACAGUCUCUUUUUCUUCUAUUGAUGCUAUCGAUGGUACCAUCAUUUUUGUAGAUAAUGAGGCUUAAAAUGUGGUGCUAUUUAUAGUCACCAAAUACUUUUUAUUCUGUGUUUGGAAUGUUUCUUAAAAUCCAUUUCUUUCUGUCCAUUCCAUUGCCACCUCCCUGGUCUAAACCUUGAUUAUGGCAAUAACCUCUCUUCCUUCUCAUACUUUCUCACUGGUAACUAGAUUAAUUUUCCUGGAACAUUGCUUUGCAUGUCAUUUCCUAUUCAUUGGCUCUCCAGUACUUUGAGAAGAAAGUCCAAAACCUUUAGUCAAAAUCUGUUUCUUCCUCUACUCCCCUGCAUAAUUUUCCUGUUCCAGUUUAUUUAUUUGCCCCUGAACACUGUAAGCCUUUUUGCCUCUAAACUCUUGUUCAUGCCGUUUACCUUGCCCAGCCUUUCCUGCUUCUGUUAACUAAACCCUGCCCUCUUUUCAAUGACUAACUUAAGUCCUUCCCCCAAUUAUUCUCCCACUAAACAUGAUAUAUGUGCUUAGUCUUUGGCCCUUUACCCCAUCAAAUGAAAUCAGUUACAUAAAAUGCCUAGUACAAGGUUUGGUAUAUAGCAGGCUCU
This is a messenger RNA of Vicugna pacos (alpaca), 4765 nucleotides long. NCBI's taxonomy places the organism in Eukaryota, Metazoa, Chordata, Mammalia, Artiodactyla, Camelidae. The record is from RefSeq and is a predicted model, not a curated record.